Messenger RNA from Erpetoichthys calabaricus (reedfish), 8081 nucleotides. Its product is annotated as LIM and calponin homology domains-containing protein 1-like. Lineage: Eukaryota; Metazoa; Chordata; Cladistia; Polypteriformes; Polypteridae. Gene Ontology annotation, cellular component: stress fiber. The coding region runs from base 287 to 5671 and encodes 1794 amino acids. Gene Ontology annotation, biological process: actomyosin structure organization; positive regulation of stress fiber assembly; regulation of focal adhesion assembly. The transcript is spliced from 34 exons. The record is from RefSeq and is a predicted model, not a curated record. Gene Ontology annotation, molecular function: actin binding; myosin II head/neck binding.
UAGCAUGUGAUCGCGGGCGGCGGAGGGGCCGGCCUGCGUCUCUGCAUUGGCUGGAGGCAGAGCUCCGCUUGUCUAUUUAUUUUUAGCCAGUGGCUGAGCUCGUACUGCCGUCCGUCUCGUUUCCAGUGGCAGAAAUAAGUAGCGCAAGAGGAGCUUCUGCUGCAGCAACCGAGAAGGGGGUGACCGUGACAGGCAGCGAUAGCCAGUGCGCCGGCACAUCGCUUCACGCGAUCGGAUCGCAAGUUGGACUCCUAGCUUGGUGACCUGUUUUGGAGGUGCGUUGCAAAUGGCUAGUCCCGGGUUGGACCUGGAGGAAUGUCGGCAGCAGGACGCGUCUCCUGAACCCGCGUUUCAUGAGGCUCAGCAGUGGAUCGAAGCAGUCACAGGCAGACGUUUUGGCGAGAAGGAUUUUCGAGGAGGGUUGGAAAAUGGAAUUCUGUUGUGUGAGUUGCUAAAUGCUAUAAAGCCAGGCAUUAUAAAGAAGAUAAACAGGCUGCCAACUCCUAUUGCAGGACUGGACAAUAUCAUCCUUUUUCUGAGAGGCUGUGAGGAUCUUGGCUUGAAAGGUUCACAGCUGUUCGACCCCGGUGAUCUCCAAGACACCUCCACUAGGGCAAACCUCAAGAGUCCUGACUGUAGCAGAAAGUUGAAAAAUGUCCUGAUUACUAUCUACUGGCUGGGAAAAGCUGCCAAUUGUUGUGCUUCCUACAAUGGGCCAACACUAAACCUGAAAGAAUUUGAAGGACUGUUAUCUUUGAUACGAAAGGAAGCUGAAGACCUUGAGAGCCCAAAAAGAAGUAUACGAGACAGUGGCUACGUUGAUUGCUGGGAUUCAGAACGCAGUGAUUCCUUGUCACCUCCUCGGCACGGUAGAGAUGAUUCCUUUGACAGCCUGGAUUCAUUUGGUUCACGUUCACAGCAGACACCAUCUCCAGAUGUUGUGAUCAGAGGCAGCAGUGAUGGUCGUGGAAGUGAUUCUGAGUCUGAUGUACCACACAGAAAGAUGCCUGAUGUGAGAAAAGAUGAUAUGCUUACCCGUCGAACAUCAUGCAGUGAACCCAGAGCAGCAAUGCCUUUCAAUCAGUACCUUCCUAACAAAAGCAACCAGUCAGCAUAUGUUCCUGCACCACUGCGCAAGAAGAAGACGGAACGUGAAGAAUAUCGGAAGAGCUGGAGCACUGCAACUUCACCUAUUGGAGGAGAGCGGCCAUUUAGUAGCCAGCCUGAAACAAUCAAUGAAGAGGAAAAUGAAGAACAUCUCCUGAAUGGUAGAGAUGACACAAUGCAGAAUGACUGCCACUUGACACAGACAAUUUCUGUUCAGAGUGAGAGAAUCACAGGAAGCCAUUACAACAUAAAUAAAGUAAAUGAAGGGCAAAAGUUCAAGUUGGAUGGAAAAGAUAAGGAGGAGACCGAAGAAGAGAAAAAGCUGAAAAGACUUGCAAGAGCUGGCAUUAAAGUUCUUCCAGCCUCAGUGCGCUACAGCAGCUCACAGGAAACAAGUGAAGAAAAAAAUGCAGCUGCUACAUCUGUAAUACUAAGGCAGGAUAACGACCUUUUACGAAAUGAGCUACAGCAUGGGCUAGACUCUGAAGAGGAAGAGGAUGAGCAGAGAUUUCCUGAUGUAGAAAAAGAUGAUUUUGCUCUUAGAAAAGUUAAAAUGAAUCAAUUUAAACCCAAAAUUUCUCCAACUCAAUUCAUUCCAUCACCAACUGCCAGUAAAGAGAAAGAAGCUGCAAAAGAUAUGAAAAAAGAUUUGCAUCAUAGCAGAGUUCAUGUCCAGGACAAGCCAUGGCAACAUUGUUCUUCUAGAUGCGCAGAUAGUGAAGAAACCUCAAAUCUUUUUUGUCAGACCUUGGACAAGAACGGGCCUGCUGUACAGGCAAAGGCUGCUGCGCUGGAUGACUUGGCCAGCCGAAACACCAAUAGAGCAACCAAAAAGGCUACAGGCAGUCGGCAGCGGUUUGUACAUUUUGGUCCAGUGACAGAAAUAGAUCAGAAAAGCUGGGAGAAGGUUAGCAUUCCAAAAACCACAUCAGAAGGUGAAGCAACUGAACAUGUAACUAAUAUAGUUCAUGUUUCAAGUAGUGAUGCUUCAAGCAAGACUCGUGAUUCUGAUUUGAAACACCUUAGGCAGAUAUCCAGUGAAACUAAUAGAGAAAGCAGUGUGCCUGUGAACCCAGAUGGUUUCUGCAGUAGUCCUUUAGUUAUGAGGGAUAAACAUGAAGCUUAUGAAGCUUGUGAAGCAGACUGGCAUCUGCAGGAAGACAGUGAUGAGGAGGAGGAAGAACGAUUACCUAAUUUGGAAAAGGAUGACAUGUUGGCCCGUAGAACUGGAACUUUCCAGAAACAAAACAUGAAUCCUGUUUUCAACAAGUUUCUUCCUAUGCCAGCAUCACUAAGAUCAAGGCAGGAUGCUCACUCUAAGAAAAGCCAGCGACCUGAAGAUAGCCCUAGAGUGAUUGCUAGGAAUUCGUGUGGAUCAGAGAGCCUGGAAUCCACAACUUCUCCAGGCAAUGAAGUACAAAUUGUCUCUCCUGUGAACAUCCAGUCUACUGAAUUUGAGGAAGACAGCGAUGAAGAGACUAGAGAAGGAAGGCUCCCAGACCUGGAGAAAGAUGAUAUGCUGGCACGUAGGACUGGGGCCUUUCAAAGAAUGCCAUGCUAUACCUUUAAUCAGUUUCUUCCAGUUCCUGGCUCUCUCCAAAAAAAUCAGGGUGUUGACUUGGAGAAAAGUAACAGCAGCAGCUCUGGUCUGUCAGAACCUGUGGAUCAAUGCAGGCAGAUUGCUAUGACAACAGUAGGCGUCAGGCCCAAGGAGAGUCGUGCAACAACCAAGGUCCCGCUUCAUGGGAAUAAAGAGAAGGAGGGAAAAGAACCCCUUUCUGAUAUGGAGAAGCAUGAUGUGAACAGCCUGGCACCUGCCUCCCCCAAAAGAACAUCACUUGUUGUCAGUCAGGCCUUCUCCGUGUCUGCUUCCCCACCAGUUCAGACACUCAAGGACGAUAAACCAAGGAGGAGGCCAUCUUGGUUAGAUGACGAUCUACCACCAAUAUAUAGCCACAGAGCUUCUGUUUCUGAUGAUCCAGAGAGCGUGAGCAUGAUUGAUAUGAGGUAUGAGGAGGAGGCCAUCUUGCAGCCACACAGCAAAGCUCGGCAUGAACAUCUGCACAAUUUGCACAAUCUCCUGCGAGAAGAGGAAGAUAAAUGGCAGGAUGACUUGGCACGUUGGAAAAACAGAAGACGAAGCGCUUCACAGGACUUGAUAAAGAAAGAGGAAGAAAGGAAAAUGAUGGAAAGAUUGAUGAGUGGUGAACAGAAUCUGUCCGAAAGAAGAAGGAGCAUAAAGACUUACAAAGAGAUUGUGGAAGAGAAGGAACGUAGAGAGCAUGAGCUGCACGAAGCCUACAGGAAUGCAAAGUCCCCAGAAGAGGCAGAAGCUGUGUUGAGGCGCUACACGCAGCGUUUUACUAUAAGUGAAGCUGUCCUUGAAAGUCUGGAAAUACCCAAGAUUUUAGAAAGGAGUCUGUCUGUUGACUCAGAUACAUCUCCGAAGAAGGAACCUAGUGCGAUGAAAUACCUGAGGCAGCAGUCCCUUCCUGCACCAAAAUUCACUGCUACUGUGGAGGCAACUGUAGAAAGGGUUCCACUUUCACAGACCAGCCCCCAGGUCUCGCCAACAAGGAUAGUUUCUUCAAAGGCUGUGCCUCUGCUUACCCCCAAGCCUUACUCUCAGCCUCGAAGCUCUCAGUCUGGGCUAAAGUCAUUAAGGGUUGAUGGGAUGGUGAGAGUGAAUGGAGAAGCAGGUGGUGUCUUUGAAAGAGCAGCUAAUGAAAAUGAAAACAAACCAGUUAGCACAUCUACUUCUACAACCAAAAAACUGGUUUUUGAAAGCUUGGCAAGAACUGAUCCAUCUUCUAACAAGUCUCCAGAAGCACAGAAAGGGUGUACGUCCUAUGGCACUGAGCAAAAUAGCAUAAUGUCAUCAACAUCAGCUGUAAAAUUACACACAGAAAACUUUCAGAUGAAGUCUUCAGUGAGGACCAAGACAAACAUCUUACAAGACACUGCCAAAUUAAAUGCAUCGCUUGAAAAGGGAGAAACCAGUAAGGAUGAAUCCAUGGAAAAAUCUCAUGAAGAUUUUGUUGGACCAAAGACAAUGGAAGUGAAGACCUUAUGCUCUUCUGAUUCCUACAGAGAUGACGAUGUGUUCGAGGAUGAAGCAUUUCCUUCAAGCACAGAGGAAGACAUGCAGAGAACACCACAAAGAGAUGCACACAGUCUGAAGUGUCCUGUUGCAGAAAUAAGCAGUACAAUUACGACUAAGAACUGCUCACAACUGAAUUCUUUUCAAAAUAAUGCAUAUUGUUUGUCCAUGAAAAAGAAAAAUCAAGAUACUGCAGUUCAUGACAACAUACAGAAACCAGAGAAGUUGGCUGCUUGUGUGAUCCGGGAGCAUAAAACACAACAGUUAGAGAGCUUAGCAUCACUUGAGACACAGACUGCUGAGAUAAUCGGAGAACUGUCUAGCAGUGGCAGCCUUCCACGCAGGUGUUCGAACUCAUGGCUCCGUUGGGAGUUUUUUACACAGUCAGCUACAGUUGAUGACAAUUCAGACAUCCUUGAAAGCCCAAUAAACCUGGCCAAACGUAAUGAGCACUGGUCUUGGGACCCUGAGGAGGAGCGCAGGCGACAGGAAAGGUGGCAACAGGAGCAGGAGCGUUUGCUUCAGGCGAAGUAUAAGAAGGAGCAGGAAAAGCUAAAGCAAGAAUGGGAGAAAGCCCAGAAAGAAGUGGAAGAGGAGGAACGUAGGUACCAUGAAGAGGAACGUAAAAUCCUGGAGGAAACUGUAGCACCCUUGACACCCCGCUCAUCCACGUUGUCCUCCCCUAGUCGUAGUGACCAACCUCAGUUACCCUUGGAUCCAGAUGGAACAAUAGUGCGAUCACUGGCAGACUGGGAACGCAAGCAGGAGCUUCUUGAAAUGCAGGCUAGAGAGAAAGCUGAAACCUGCCAGAAAAAUGCCACUAUGCAAGAAAAUGCUCACAAAAAUUUUUUCGGUAGUAAUCAAGAAACCAUUGGCAAAUCAGAUGCAUUCCUCAAAGAGACAGACAGUCUGCACACUCAACAUGUAAUUAAUACAAAUGCUGUUGUCUAUAGCCCACAAAACUGCAAAAGGCCUUUAACGGACCAUAGUCAACAAGCCACAUCUGAGCUUCAUUUCACUCAUGAUGGAUCUUGGAAUUACAAACAGCCUCUAAUAAAAGAAGAGGAUGAUUUGUGGAAGAAGACUGCAUCUUUGGACCGAAACUGGAAUCCACAGUCUGUCAUGGAUGGAAUGAAAAGGUCUGGGUCAUAUGAAAAUAUUGGGUCAAAUCCAUCAAAAUCAUCUCCAUGUUCAUCUAAUCUUCAAAAUCAGUCUCCCAACAGUAGGUCUGUCAGUGGAAAAAAGUUGUGUUCAAGUUGUGGGCAUCCACUUGGUAAAGGAGCUGCAAUGAUAAUUGAAACAUUGAGCCUGUACUUUCACAUUCAUUGCUUCAAGUGUGGAAUCUGUAAAGGUCAGUUGGGCGACACCACCACCGGAACAGACGUGCGAAUCCGCAAUGGACUUCUCAACUGUCAAGACUGCUACAUUCGAUCCCGAACUACUGGCCAACCCACAACUUUGUGACACAAACCUUCAUUGAUAUACUGAGAGUCACCAAGAUGACAAAGUGCUUCCCAGACAAUCAUCUGAAACAACAUCCAUCCAUGAACUUGUAUUUCCAAAAGUACAGUGUUCAAGUGUCUGUAUGUUUAUAAUUACUGACCACUCAUACAGAGGCCAGGGGCUAUAUGUAAUGUAUGGAUGUAUUUUUCCUCAUAAUACAUUUGAGUGGAAAAAAAUACAGUUUUCAAGGUAAUGCUGAACAUUGUCUUUUUCACAAAUUCAGCUUAUGUAAUAGGUAUACUUUAUAACAAGUAAGCAGUGUUUGUUUUUCCAUGUAAUUAACAAUUCUUAUAAUAUUGGGACUAAAAUUUGUAACAACACUAAUGGGCAAAAUGUUAAUUUAAACAAAAGCAUAGUCUUAAAGUUGUGAGCAUUGCUAAAUAUUUUUUAAAAGUGAUACAUAUUGAAUGUAAUGUCAAUCUGAGCAUCUUGUCACAAUUUUCUUCUGGUUCACCAUUUUGUACAAAAUAAGACUUUAUAAAUGUAAUAAUGGAUAGCUAUUUUUUCACGUUGAGUGUGGGUGUUGGCGUGUGCCGUUCAGCAGGGCUAAAGAAAAAAGUGAGGAAGUAUCCGACGUAUGAUGUUGAAGCUGAUGCUGGAAAUUCAACUCGCUGUUGUUGUUUUUUUUUUUGUUUUGUUUUUUUUGGUACUCUAACCCAGAUGCCCCAUUUGAAGCUACAGAUCGGUUUUGGACUAAAUUAGUCUUGAUUUAAAGCAGAAUGAAAACCUGGCUAAAUCAAGUGUGACAAGAAGUGAAGUUAAAAUCACAGUUUGCUGCUGUGUUGAUUUCGAUAGUUUGUUGCUCAUGUGUAAAAGAGACUAACAAGAAAACUUUACCUGUUCAAGUAUUUGGCUACACCUGCAGCCUUCAUGUCCCUCAUUCAUUCAGGGCUUUAUAGUUCUGUUGACUGAUCACUUAUAUUUUGUCUUUAUUUUCUCUCACAAGUAUUUACUGUUUCAAAUAUUUCAGCACUUAACAGCUGGAGUGUUUAGUUUAACUGCUCAACGUUUUUUUUCCCUGUACAAUGGAAUCCAUUUCUGGCUCUCUUCUCUAUGGAGACUUCGUUGGAAAUGAAUAGAGAAGGGACGCUCAGUCAUGAUGCAGUACUCCUGCUUUACUGUUACCCAUGACAGACCUGUUUUGAUUUAAGCAAUAGUUUUCUAAAUAUUGAUAAGUUAGCAAUAAUUUAUUUGAACAGUUAUAAUAUAAUGCAUGCUAGCAACAUGCUCAUGCAGAGUUUUUCCUCAUGUUCUUUUGUGUGUCUAAGUAUGGGUGCAUGCAUGAGUGAAUAUUGUAUAAACUUUAUUUCAAUUUUUUUUUUUUAUUUCAAUUUUUUUUUUCCUUUUACAUAAUAAUAAAACUUGAUUGCAUUUAACUUGUGCCUUAGAGAAAUGCAGGAUAUUGCACACUUUGUGGAAUGUUGGAUGGAUGGUGAAAAUCCAAAGAUGAGAGCUCUGAUCCAUCAUUCAAUUGCAAAUACUCCAGAGCUGAAGGAAUUCAGAAAAAAAAGCGUGGGGUAGAUGAAUGAGGGCAAUAGAGUAAUAAAUUAGGCUACCCUGACUUUUUUCUUCUUCUCGACUGUCUAACUUAAGGACAGUUUCGUAAAUUGCAUGUUUUUUUUUCUUUUCUUGCAUAUUGUUUGUAACUAUCAUACAUCUACAUACACAUAUGUGAACAAUUCUUUUACUAUGUGCUGCUUGCUGUUGUAUGGGAAUAGCAUACUUUUUUGGUUAUAGCAUUUUUUUUCUUUUCAAUUUUUGGUUGUGUUUAAUAAUUGAUAUACAUUAUAUAUAUAUAUAUAUAUAUUUUUUUUUUUUUUUCAUUCCUGCAUGUAUAAACUUAUUUUUUAACAAGCAUUCUAUAAUCAAAUUUAAUUCAUAAGGUAAAAACAUGCAGAAGUUCCAGCUGCCAAGAUAGCACUCCUCUUACUGAGGUGAUACUUCUCAGAUUCCAGUUAAAAUAAUUUGUCUGGAUCAUGCCAAGUCUAAAAUAUCUGAUAUGAUAUAUACUUUAAAGAUUUUUUGUGCUAAGGUUGCAUCACUUUAUUAUGGCAUCCUAGCAAUGCUCUCUUGUGUUCAUCUUAUCUUCGGAAACAUGCAGUAUUCUUAAAGUAUAGUAUGUUUAUUAUUAUAAACUUUGAGGUAGAAUAAUGCCAUGUGGUCUAUUGAGGGAGCCUUGAAUAGCAGAACAGAUAAGGGAACGUUUGUAUUGUGGUGUAGUAUUGUAUGGGGCAAACAAUCAUGGCAGGGAUACUUGUGUUCAGGCUAUAUUUAUUGUAACAUUUCUCAAAAAAAAGAAUUAAACAAAUGUUGAAAUGCAAUGGCUUUUAUAGCAAAUGUAUUGUUUAUAAAUAAAAUGUGUAAAACCUGC